CAGAAACAGAGAGCUGAGGGCCUAAAACUCCCCACCACACCCAGGAUGCCUUCCAAACCACGUUUCUCUCUCUCUCUCUCUCUCUCCUCCAUGCCACUAUAUAGAGGCUUCUGUUCCUCGUAACAUUUUUUUUCUUAACAUCUGUCCAAUCCCUCUGAGAUCUUCAGGUUCAUAGCCCCUCUUCCCUCUUCCCCUGUGUCUCUCUUCACUCAUUCAAAAUUCAUUGGAGAAGAACUCCACCCAGUAGUCCCAACCCUCUUGUCAAUUCAAGUGUUUUAGCUUGACCCCCCCUCGAUCUGAAAUUCAGAGAUUUUCAGGUCUAAUUUGGGCUCUCUGGGUUGUUUUGCUGAGUUGAAUUCCAUAAUUUAGAACUCAUUUCUUAGUGUUGUGUUGAGAUUUUUAGAGGGUUCAGUUCUUUGGAAUGGAGAAUUACUCAUUUCCCAUGAAGGAGGAUGAGCAGAUGGAGUUGCCACCGGGGUUUCGGUUUCACCCCACCGACGAGGAACUCAUAACUCACUAUCUGUCCCAGAAGGUCCUCGACAGCUGCUUCUGUGCCAGAGCUAUCGGUGAGGUUGAUUUGAACAAGUGUGAGCCUUGGGAUCUGCCCUGGAAAGCUAAAAUGGGGGAAAAGGAAUGGUAUUUCUUCUGUGUCAGGGACAGGAAAUACCCAACUGGGUUGAGGACGAACAGGGCCACUGAAGCUGGUUACUGGAAGGCCACAGGCAAAGACAAGGAGAUUUACAGAGCCAAAACAUUGGUUGGAAUGAAGAAAACUCUAGUUUUCUACAGAGGAAGGGCUCCUAAAGGAGAAAAAUCCAAUUGGGUCAUGCAUGAAUACAGAUUAGAGGAAAAGUGCUCCUAUAAUCUUCCCAAAGCAGCCAAGAAUGAAUGGGUUAUUUGCAGGAUUUUUCAGAAGAGUGCAGGAGGAAAGAAAACGCAUAUUUCAGGAUUAGUGAGGCUGGGCUCUUACGGAGAUGAACUGCGUCCUUCUGUACUGCCGCCAUUAAUGGAAACCUCCCCGAACAGUGGUGAAACAAGAAACGCAGCUUGUGAGACACCCCACGUGACCUGCUUCUCCAAUCCAAUGGAGGACCAGAAAAGCCAGACACGCAUGAGCAUGAUCGAGAGCUUCAACCCUUCUCUCAUGGCUUCUUCAUCUUCCUCAAACCCUGCAUCCAUAUCCCCUGUUUCGCUACUCUCCGCCAAAAUCCCUCCCCCUGGCUCAUUCGGCAUCAAUCAAAUGACACCCAGUGUGGGGAAUUUCGUGUACCCAGACCCUGUAUUGAUGUCAGACCAGUCUAUCUUGAGGAUGCUGCUCGAAGGCCAUGGAUUGAACGCGAAGCAGAGCUCAAACGCAGAGUUUGAGUUCUCGCAGGAAACGGGGGUCAGUACAGACAUGAACACUGAUAUCUCGUCCGUUGUGUCGAACCAUGAGAUGGUUCACGGGUCUUUUGAGGAUCAAGAUGAUCCAGCUUCUGCUGGACCAGUGGACCUCGACUGUCUCUGGAAUUACUGAGCUUGAAGAUGAAAACAGGGCGGUGAAAGAAGAAGGAAAUAGCAGAGUUAAUGUGGGGAUAAGAAACAGGGGAUUUGAGCAAUUAUUAUAGUUAUAUAUAUUAUAUAUUGGGUGUGCAUAGAUUUUCUGAAAUACAAAAAAUAAGAAGGAAAUAUGAUGUACUUAGGAAGUUUAAAUUCCAUUUUUAGAGGCCGUUUUAAUAAUUUUUAUUAUUAUUUUUAUGUUUUUUUUUUUUUUUUUGGGGAAAGGGAUUUGGGUCUCUCUUAUUUAGUUCAUGUCUUGCUAAAUUGUGAAGUUGUGUGUAUACAGAAUUCUUGACAUGGAACCAUUUUUAGUGCAUCCAUUAUGGGACCUCUUUUCGUUA
This is a messenger RNA of Malania oleifera, 1880 nucleotides long. RefSeq names its product NAC domain-containing protein 100-like. Bases 422 to 1516 code for a protein of 364 amino acids. The transcript has 3 exons. Gene Ontology annotation, molecular function: DNA binding. NCBI's taxonomy places the organism in Eukaryota, Viridiplantae, Streptophyta, Magnoliopsida, Santalales, Ximeniaceae. Gene Ontology annotation, biological process: regulation of DNA-templated transcription. The record is from RefSeq and is a predicted model, not a curated record.